AUGGCCCCUCUCAUCUUGCGUAGUCAACCGUUUGGUGAGCGCAUACCACCAAAUAAGCGCCAUUCAAUUAUUCCUUCCUUACCAACCUGGGAAUCUGUAGGCGGUUUUGGAAGGGGAGAAGACUGGGUGUUGCUUAAAGUGAAAUCCGGAUACCCACGAUUCUGCCUAAACGAAAAUGUCAAGCAACUGAACCGCACUGUUCUUACCCGAUUGAACAUCUCGGAAAGCGAUGGCAUGACAAGUGCGGUAUUCGUCUCUGCACAAAGCGCAACUCGGUGUGCGGCCGAUUUGAACAAAGUGAUAUCUUCCUGCACAGAGUUCUCGAUUGUUCAUUUUUUUCAAGCCGGCGAGGCAUCAACUGAAACCCAAUGGGCACAGUUCUAUGCAAUAAUUUAUCCAGCCGACCUUUUUGACGUGGUAUUUAGCUAUUGGCGUGAUAGUGGCGAUGGUAUCUCGACUCGUCACACAAACUUCUGCUUACGACGGUUCGAUUAUCUUCAAUCUAAGUCAACCAACCAAGCAUUCUGCACAUUGCCAACCAAUCCCAUUACAAUGCUUAAUGAACACGCCAUGGGGCUAAGCACUUCGGGAGUCAUCGAGAGAGAUUUUAUUAAAUCAAAUAUAGCUAGAUUGGUUCAAUCCGAGAAACCUGGCCAGCACCAUGUUUCUUUGGGGGAUAUCUUUCUACAUCCAGGAGGGAUGGCCGCCAUCAAUUCUGUGGCACGGGCACUAGUUGGCCUUGGAAUCGAUUCGGGUAUUGUUGGUUUUGGUUACCUUUAUGGGGAGACCGCUACAGUUCUCAAGCGUCACUGGUCAGAUUUCAAAUUAUAUUCUCAUGCCACUUCGGAGGAGCUUGACGAACUCGAAGCAUCGCUCAAAUCCGGGACAUGUGUUAAUGCCUUGUGGACCGAUCUUCCUGGCAAUCCGACCCUAGUCACGCCUGAUAUGCAUCGUCUUAGACGGCUUGCCGAUGAAUACGACUUUCUAAUCAUUUGUGAUGAGACUGUUGGCACAUUCAUCAACACUGACCUUCUACCCUACGUUGAUAUUCUCAUGACCAGCCUGACGAAAAUUUACAGUGGGUUUUCUGAUGUACUGGCAGGCAGUGUGGUUGUUCAUCCUGGGUCAUCUCGCUACGUUCAACUUCGCGACCAGCUUACCAUUUCCUAUGAAGAAAAGCUUUUCCCUCUCAACAUUGCAGUCCUACGUCGAAACUCUCGUCAUUUCUCUGAGCGUGUAAAAGUCACAAACCAUAACGCUAAGGCCCUUGUGGAGCGAUUUGCAGCUCAUUCUCUAGUAGAGCGAAUCAACUAUCCGUCAGUUACCACACCAGACAUAUAUGAACGCUAUCGUCGACGUGGAGGGGGUUAUGGCCAUCUCAUGUGUGUCAUUUUCAAAGAACCAGCUAAUGCUGUUCGUUUUUAUAAUGCACUAGAUGUUUGCAAAGGUCCUAGUUUUGGAACUGCUUUCACUCUAUCAAUUCCAUUUUCACAACUUUUGACACCCGCAGAGCAAACUGCGCUGGAUGCUCAUGGCAUUCCAAGCCACUCAAUCAGGAUCAGCGUGGGAAUGGAAGACUUGGAUAUAAUAUUGAGGAAGAUUUCAGACGCGCUGGAGAAGGUUGAGAAA
This is a messenger RNA of Penicillium hordei, 1629 nucleotides long. RefSeq lists its product as uncharacterized. The record is from RefSeq and is a predicted model, not a curated record. Lineage: Eukaryota; Fungi; Ascomycota; Eurotiomycetes; Eurotiales; Aspergillaceae. Gene Ontology annotation, biological process: transsulfuration. Gene Ontology annotation, molecular function: pyridoxal phosphate binding; cystathionine gamma-synthase activity. The transcript is spliced from 5 exons. The annotation marks the transcript as partial.